Molecule: messenger RNA, 3010 nt
Organism: Hippocampus comes (tiger tail seahorse)
Lineage: Eukaryota; Metazoa; Chordata; Actinopteri; Syngnathiformes; Syngnathidae
Product: E3 ubiquitin-protein ligase Topors-like
Exons: 4
Coding region: 241-2709 (822 amino acids)
Biological process (GO): protein polyubiquitination; protein monoubiquitination
Molecular function (GO): ubiquitin protein ligase activity; metal ion binding
Source: RefSeq, a predicted model, not a curated record
CCGUCCACCACUGAUGACGUUUUGCGAAGCCACAAGGAGCAGCAACAGCUCAGCUGUCCGUUUGGCGGCCAACAAACCCCAAAAACACAACCAAUGUGUUGACGGAACGGGGCAUUCUUUUCCUCCUCAAAUCACCGGAAGUCGAGGAGCGUGAAACCUCAAGUCCGGCUGCCGACUGAGGAGUGAGAGCCACAUGAAAAGGUGCCGGGUCGAGCAGCGAAGAGUGAUCGCGACCAGGUGAUGGCCCCCACGGCUAUGAAGCUGCGUGUUCGCCGCCGCAACACCAACAACAACAACAUUAACCAUGGUGACCGACCGCCCGAGGAAGCGGAGAGGAGCCGAGGAAGUCGCAGGAGGAAGAGGACGAGUGCCGAAACGCAGGCCGCCGCAUCGCCUCCUCCUGCGCCGUCGGCCCGAGCAGCUCUGACGUCGGCGGAGGCGUCGCCCGAUUCCAAGUGUCCCAUCUGCCUCGACCGCUUCAACAACAUGGCGUAUUUGGACCGCUGCCUGCACCGCUUCUGUUUUCCAUGCAUACAGGAGUGGUCACACAACAAGGCCGAGUGUCCACUCUGCAAGCAGCCCUUCACCUCAAUAUUGCACUCAGUUCGCGCCGAGGACGACUUCAAGGAGUACACGUUGCGGCCAACCCCAACUGGCGGCAGUGUGGCGGCCACGGUGGCCAUGGUAGCCGCCAUGGCAUCGGCGGCGAGGAGUGACCAGUUGAGGCUCAUGCUGAGAAGGCACCGGGUGGCUGACGCCACCGAGCCCGCCACCAGGAGCCAGAGGAGGGAAGCAGGAGGUGCGGGGAGGAGCGAGGACGAGCAGGGGGUGUGGCAGUGGUAUCUGGACGUCCCGCCACUUCCUCUGGUCCCGCAUCAUUCGGACCAGGAUGGCGAUCGCGGCGUCAUAUUUGAAGGCCUGUCGGGUCUCGGCGAAGCCGUAACUGGCCGAGCUUCGCAACGCCUCGUUACCCGAUUGGCCGCCAGGCUGCGUCUACAGCGAGAAGGGGUGGCGGUGCGGCGUCUGAGGGAGGGCGAGAUGGUGGCCUUUCGACGCGCCCUCUAUCGCGGCGGCAUCCGCGUGCAUGGCGUGGCGGGCGCCGGCGCCACCCAGCCGCAGCGAGACAUUUCGGUGGAUGGCUUCCGCCGGGACCCCGGCCAGCUGAACAGACUGCGGCCUUGGCUGAGGCGCGAGCUCACGGUGCUGUACGGCUCCCAUGGCUCGUUGGUGGAUGUCGUGCAUCGUGUCAUCGCCGCCCGAAUGGCUCGCCGUGGCUUGGAGGACGCGGCCGCAAUGGAGGAAGAACUCCAGCCCUUCCUGUUGGCGCAAACGCAGCACUUCCUCCACGAGCUGCUCUGCUUCGCCCGCUCGCCGCUCGGCAUGGACGAGUACGACUUACACGCCGCCUACCAUCCGCCACCCGCAGACGGCGGUGGCUCCACUUCCAGCUCUGUCAUCACCAUCUCUGAAGAGGAGGGGGAGGAAGAGGGGGGGCAGCGGCGCAACGAGCAGACGCCAGGCCCCUCGUACUCGGCCACGGUGACGUCGCUACCCUCGAGCCCUGCCGCGCGGGAGGAUGAAGGGGAAUGUAUGAUUGUGGGCUACAAAAAGCCCAUGGCCGAGCGCACGCCGGAGCUUGUGCACCUGUCGUCCGACUCGGAGCGCUCGUCGCCCGCCGUCCCGCCCUCUACCUCGACCGCCUGCCUGGAGAAGAACCCCGCGGUGGGUUCGGUGAGUUCAGUCUGCACCCUCAGUCCGUCGCCUCGGACGCCUGCUGACAAAAAGAAGAAGAAAAAGAAGAGGAGGAGAAGCCGGGAGCGUGUGAGGAAGAGCGGCACUUUGGCCAAUCCCAACCGCUCCAUUUAUCCCGCCAUGAUGCGCUGCCUUUCAUACUCCAGCCUGGAGUCGGGCUCUCCGCUAGCCCUCAGCCCGCCGGACUGCGGCUGGGCAUUCUCCUCGUCGUCAUCCUCCUCCUCAUUAUCCUGUUCAUCUUCCUCUUCCCCCAUCUGCUCCUCUUCGCCACCGCCGCCAUCCCCUCUCUCACCGUCGCGCUCCGGCGGAGAGAAACCCAGCGGGAAGAGGAAGUACAAGAGCCGACACCUGGACGAGCGCAGCCACUCCGGCAACAGGCAGCGAGGGGCGGGGCGCAGCAAGAGAAAGAGCGACACCGGCAAGAUGGCUGCUGGCAGCAACAGCACAAGAGGGCUCCAACAUGAGCGCAGUCCCAGCGUGGAGAUCGUGUUCGAAGGCACCGCCUCACCGAAGCGGCAUCGUGAGACUCAGCGACCCGGAAGGAUGCCGCCCGUCAUCACGCUGGACAGCAGCGACGACGACGAGUCGUCACGUCUUCCCGCCGCCCCGUUGCUGAGCUUGGACCGCGCCGGCGUCUCGGACACCUUGGCGGACGUUAAGGACGUCAGCUUUUCAAAUCAGGAGCGAGCGGCCGUUUGCCAGGUAAGAAGCGACCCUGCCCCGCUGAUGCCGGCGCCGCCACUCAAACUUCUGGAUGAAGGCAACGAGGAGGAAGAGGCCAACUUUUUCCCACCCUCCUCAUCCCUUGACUUCCUGUCUCACACCACUGACCUCUUCCAAAUCGACCCGGCUCCCGGAGAUGACCUCAGCGCCCUUCCCUCCCCUUCCAUCAGUGCCCCGCCCUCCCCUUCCUUCAGUGCCCCUCCCUCCCCUUCCAUCAUGUCAUGCCCCCUCUGAUGUCACCGCACUCUUCUUCCCAAUCACGUGACUCGAAUUGUGCUUUUUGUACUGCCUCUUGACGUUCAACCCUGUUUCCAUGGAAACGCGCCCAGGACUCCAUUCAAAUGCCAUUCAUGUGUUCAUUUGUGGCCACUGGAUGGCGCACCGAGGCUUCAAAAUAUGGCGAACAUGUUUUCUAAGUGCUUUUAAUGUGAAAUUGGGUAGCAGUGAGUAUGUGGAUGACCACACGCACGCACGCAUACACACUUACACACACGCACAAACUUGAUGACAAUAAACACUUUCAGGGGAUUUAAAA